Molecule: messenger RNA, 690 nt
Organism: Boleophthalmus pectinirostris (great blue-spotted mudskipper)
Lineage: Eukaryota; Metazoa; Chordata; Actinopteri; Gobiiformes; Gobiidae
Gene: lhfpl3
Product: LHFPL tetraspan subfamily member 3
Exons: 2
Coding region: 1-690 (229 amino acids)
Biological process (GO): sensory perception of sound
Cellular component (GO): plasma membrane
Source: RefSeq, a predicted model, not a curated record
AUGGUGCCCGGGGCUCCCAGUACCGGUAUGCUCCCAGCGUCUGAAGCUGCCAAAAUCUACCAGACCAACUACGUGCGUAAUUCCCGUGCCAUCGGCGUGUUAUGGGCCAUUUUCACAAUCCUAUUUGCCAUUGUAAACGUAGUAUGUUUUAUCCAGCCUUACUGGAUUGGGGACGGCGCGGACACCCCUCAGGCGGGUUACUUCGGCCUCUUUCACUACUGCAUCGGCAACGGGUUGUCCCGGGACCUAACGUGUCAGGGGAGUUUUACUGAGUUCAGCUCCAUCCCGUCCGGUGCGUUUAAAGCCGCUUCAUUCUUCAUCGGGAUGUCCAUGGUGCUCGUGCUCACCUGCAUCGGCUGUUUCGCGCUCUUCUUCUUCUGCAGCACCGGCACAGUCUACAAGAUCUGCGGCUGGAUGCAGCUGGCAGCAGGUACCUGUCUGAUCCUGGGCUGCAUGAUCUACCCUGAUGGCUGGGAUAGUGACGAGGUGAAGCGCAUGUGUGGCGAGCAGACGGACAAGUACACUCUGGGGGCGUGCUCCGUACGCUGGGCGUACAUCCUGGCCAUCAUGGGUAUCAUGGACGCCCUCAUCCUCUCCUUUCUCGCCUUUGUGCUGGGGAACCGCCAGGACAGCCUCAUGUCCGAGGAGCUGCUGGGAGACAGUAAGAGAGCAUACUCACUGUCUGAGUGA